UUAUCCCUAUUUGAGUCUUUUUUCCCAGAGCUUUUGAAUAUAAAGUACUAUGUUUCAUUUAUUUUUCGUAGACUAAAUUACGAUACAUUCAAUAAAGCGGGUAUUCGAAACAUUUUUUCUUUUACUGUUCAAAAUAUUAGAGUUUGUCUGCAGUAAACUUCAAAUAAAGCCAAACUCCUAGCAUUCGAAGGGAAUAUCAAACAUUGCAGUAGCUGUUCAAAUGUCGUCCUGUGCUAGUUUGCAAUAAAUGAGUUUUCUACUAUGUCAAAUCUAGAUUUAAGUAAGAAACAGACCAAUUUCUCGUGUAGCAGUUGCAGGGAAGUUGCUGUAGCACUUUUCUGGCUAUGAGUAAGGGCGGUGUAUGUCCUUUGGUUGGGUAUCAAUGGAAAUCAUGCAACAUUGUUUGGAUGAAAAAGUAUUUUGUAUAAAGCAUGCCGAUACCUGUCAUUGUUAAAUGUUUUUGAAUUAUUUUGACACUGGAAUAGGUUGGGUUGUCUCCAACCGGCAUAUGUGUUCAGCAAACAAUAAGGUUUUUCUUUCUGCUUUUGUAAUUAGCACUUGCCACAAAACAUAUUUUGCACAUUGAAGUUCGUAUAAACACGAAAGAGAAACAGAGCAUUUUCAGUCAACAACGAAACAAGUUUGUUUGUCGCCUAUCAUUGUUCUUUUACUUUUAGAAAAUUUGACAGAUGUUUUCAGACUGUCUGUCUAUAGUUCUGUUCUGCUCAGUUUUCUUACUCAGUGUAAAGAGUUCAUUUUAACUGAUUCUGUGCAGUUACAAAUGAGAAGUAGAAGGACUGAUUGCUUGCUUUUGGCAAACUGGCAAAUUCUUCAAGUUUUUAGACCAGGGCUAAAGAAGCGCAUUCUAUGACGGCAGCUCUCACCAUCUUCGCGCGGCCAACUGAUUUCAAAAGAGCAUAUCAGCUUUACAUUCGAUUCAAGCAAUUGAGCUCUCCCAUUGGGGCUGUUACAAAAUCUUUCUUUAUUUAUCUGGAACCUGGUUAUUUACGUCAACAUGUUUAUAUUUAGACGCCGAAAUGGCAAGAAAUGAUACUUUCUUAGCGAUCCGCGAUCACCUUUAUUUAUUUACAAGAGGCCCCCAGUUACAAGGCGGCUUUUAUUGGCAAGAUUGUUUGAUUUGCUGUCCCUUGAUGUCCGAUCAUUCACCGGUAUCAGUGAAGAAAUACCCGCUGGAUUUCAGAAAUUGUCUUCACAGGUCUACCAUGGCUAGUCUACCAUGAAUAGGAGGGAUUGAAAAAACAUUUAAGCAAUGAAUGUUGAUAGGCGUGGUACGAAAGCCACCCGAAGAAUCUAUUCGUCAAGACUUCAACUUUAUAGUGUGUUAGUUAUGCUGCUUGAAGACAAACGAUAAUUGCUGGGCAGUUGCAGGUGACUGUUCAUCUAUGCAUCAAGAAGGCACGUUGUCAGUAUAUUCGCAAUCGCAGAAGGCAGAGGUUAGAUUAACGCUUGAGUUGGUUAUGUUUUUAAUCUAAAAGCUGCUUUACGGACAUCUAGAGCAGCAUUUCAUGGUUGGCAACUGUGCUUCUGGGGGAUCGCUAUCCGGAUAACGAAUUUUUUACAUAUCAAGUUCUGGAGUGGCCAGACUUUGUUUAAUAAAAACAAAAUGAACUACUCGCGCAUCAAUUUAAGUAUUGCUUCGAAUAGCCAGAACGACAGUUUCUCGUGUCCCGGCAAAAAUGUGGUGGACAGAAAUUUGCAAGUUGUGCUUUUCAGCCUGAUAAUAAUUGUUUCGCUUAUCGGGAAUUUUUUGAUUGUAGCUAUUGUGAUCAAGAACAAACGGAUGCAUACCUUGUCAAAUUUGUUAAUCAUGAACAUAAGUUUGGCCGACCUACUCGUUACAUUGUUGCCUAUGGUUUGGGAAAUCGUCAGGUUAGGGUACUUCACCGACGGUACAUGGCCUUUGGGCAGCUUCAUGUGCGUGUUUGCCUUUUUCUGUGUUUAUAUGUCGGUUGCUUGCUCAGUGUUGAGCCUAAGCGCCGUCUCUAUUGAUCGUUAUUACUUGAUUGUCAAGCCACAUUCAUACAGCUUGAAGAAUCAGUAUAUAAAGUACAUUAUAUUUGGUAUUUGGGCAUCGGCAUUCUGCUUUGCAUUACCGACAAUACUUAUGCAAAGAGUUGUUACUGACAAAGACACCGGAAAAAAGCAAUGCGUAGAAGCAUGGAAGAACCCCUUUGACCCAAAGACUAGCCCUCGCAUUUACACAGCAGUGCUAUUUGUCUUCUUGUACGUGAUUCCAUUGAUGAUGAUGACUGUGUUGUAUUCAAAGUUGUGCUUAAAACUGUGGAUGAGAAACAGCCCCGAAAGCAUGAUCUCAAAGAGCCGAAAGAAAGCCGUUAUGCGGAAAAGAAAGGUUGUCAUUAUGCUCAUCUUCAUGGUUCUCAUUUUCGCCAUUGGCUGGUUUCCAAUAUUCCUGGUACAGUUUAUGACGUAUUUUGAUUCUCGCGUCGCCCGUUGUGCCUACAGUAUUCCCGAAUCGCUAAUCUUUGUGGGAUAUUUUUUCGAGUACUUGAGCAGUGCGUUGAAUCCGUAUGUUUACUUUGUGUUCAGCGAGUCUUUUCGCCACGGGCUCGCAACUUUAUUCCAGUGUCAAACCAGAGGGCGACCAAGAGCCAGAAGUGGGACUGUUUCUAGAUUGCAACUCUCAAAAUAUACACCAUCUCCAACCGCUUUUCGAGACGAAAACAGAAUUCACAGAAAUGGUAGCUUGCGAGUUUCGCCUGAUUCAGACUGUAUUGAAAGACGGCCGUCAAGUUCGCCCAUGAGAUUAAACACAGACGAUAUACAUUUUCGUCAAACAAGUCCUGUAAAAUGACACAGAACCGUCAUUAUAAGUGAAAAAUAAAAGUCUAUGAGAGAUUAUUAGAUUAAGGCUGCUUGUAAAAUACUAUCGAAAAUUUUGUAUUUUUUGGAUAACUGAGCAAGCGUUAUGAAGCAAGGGUUCUCUGAUUAUGACCGACCUCUGCAGAAACUCAUUCUCUCCAAGUUAGAGUCUAACUUGGAUAUAAAUUUUUGUCCCAUGUAUGAUAACCUCUGAAAUUGAAACCAUUACCUACCCCUUUACCUUGGGCUGUGAUCAUUUUCAUAAAACGUUUCUCUUGGCUAUCAUGAUUCUGUCACCGUUGCAUGUUUCAAAUGAAUUCUGAUACAAAUCUUAACUUUUAUAUGAAUCUUCAGUACAUACAGCAGUGGAGAUAUAUGUCUAUAAAAUGUGAUUUGCUUAGAUGUAGAAAUACCCCCUGUCCCCUUUAAUUAUCACCUUCUCUCGCGAAUGCCUUCUCCAGGCACUGCAGAUUAACCGUGAUGUCUUUUAAAGGAUUUUGGUUAUUCCUGUCAAACAAAAAUUAAGGAUUUUUGGGAAGAAUAAAGAGACAACCUAUUAGAGUAUUCGUUUAUUUUAGUUUGUUCAUGAAAGUUAUACUCAUAUUUUUAAGUAACAAGUUAUAUUUUGUUUUUAAAACCCGUAUCCUUGCCAACUGCUCGUCGGAUUGGUUAGAAGGUCUAAAACGGCUAUUGCAGGUGCAAAAUGUUCCUUAUGAGAGAUUGGCAAUCUAUAAUUAUGAUAUCGAAUAAAGCGUUGUAUUAAAAACUGGUUCACUUCAUUAGUUUGAAACAAAGUUGUGUUUCCUGUUUGCAAAUCGAUUUAUUUAACAUGUUUCAAGCCGAUCUCUUUGUUUAAGUGUUCAUUCUUCGCACAUCCAUCACCUGCUUUCUCUCUGCAGGUUAAUAUGAUAAAUAUCAGUGUCAGUGUUCUUAAUUAAAAUACACAGCUGACAAGUAUAAUUACAGAAGAAAUAUUCCAGCCUAAAAUAAAAU
Messenger RNA from Rhopilema esculentum, 3834 nucleotides. Its product is annotated as G protein-coupled receptor 83. Gene Ontology annotation, cellular component: plasma membrane. NCBI's taxonomy places the organism in Eukaryota, Metazoa, Cnidaria, Scyphozoa, Rhizostomeae, Rhizostomatidae. Gene Ontology annotation, biological process: G protein-coupled receptor signaling pathway. The record is from RefSeq and is a predicted model, not a curated record. Gene Ontology annotation, molecular function: G protein-coupled receptor activity.